This is a messenger RNA of Cyprinus carpio (common carp), 2277 nucleotides long. RefSeq names its product thioredoxin-interacting protein-like. Gene Ontology annotation, cellular component: cytoplasm. NCBI's taxonomy places the organism in Eukaryota, Metazoa, Chordata, Actinopteri, Cypriniformes, Cyprinidae. Gene Ontology annotation, molecular function: ubiquitin protein ligase binding. The record is from RefSeq and is a predicted model, not a curated record. Gene Ontology annotation, biological process: protein transport.
CAUUGGCCUGGGUGGACGCAAACAGCCUGUGUGUCCUAUGAGAGAGACGCGCGUGGAGAGAUCCACGAGGCGCAUGUGGGUGUCCAGCACUGAUGCCCAUGUGUGUCCAGCUCUCAUCAUCAGCACAGCGGCCGUGUGAACUAUAAAACCGCUCACACUUCCUCUCAGUGUUAACUGACAGAUCAUCAACAAACGACCAAAGCACCUUAGAGUAAUUAAAUAGUUAAUAACACCAGCCAUACUAGUGAGCUUAUUGCGCAACUGCUUAAUUCAGUUAAAUUAGAAAGAAUUACAAUUAGGCCUGCAAUUAAAACGUUUAGUGACAUUAUUGGAAUUAAUAUUCGCACAAUUAAUAAAACAGCAAAAUGGGUGUACUAACAAAGAAACCCAAGACCUUCGAUGUUCAGUUUAGUGACCCGAACAAGAGCGCGUACAGCGGCGGAGAUAAAGUGGCCGGGCGGGUGAUCGUGGAGGUGGCGGAGGUGGUGCAGAUCUCCGCAGUUAAAUUGUUCGGAAUUGGAUGCGCUAAAGUUGAUUAUAAUAAAGGGAAGAUGCACUGCAGGGAUGAGAUUGAGUACCUGAAAUAUGAAGAAGUUCUUCACCUCGAUCAUCAGCCAACAGAUGCAGAUGGCUCCAUCACUCUCAGGCCUGGAAACAGAUAUGAGUUCAUGUUCGGGUUCGAACUUCCACAGGCAGGGUGCCUUGUUUCCUCCUAUGUGGGAAAGUUUGGCUCAGUCCAAUACUACGUGAAGGCAGUCAUAGAGAAAUCAAGUCAGCCAUAUGCGGAAUGCAAGCGGUAUUUUGAGGUGGUGGAACCCAUUGAUGUCAACACCCAAGAGCUGAUGGAUCCAGUUACAGGAGCAAAACAGAAGAAAGUCACCUGCAUGUUUAUUCCCGAUGGCAGUGUUUCCGUGUCCGCUCGCAUUGGCCGGAAGGGUUACUGUGAGGGAGAAGACAUUUGCAUCGACGCUCAGUUUGAGAACUCUUGUUCUCGGAUUGUCGUUCCUAAAGCCGCCAUCAUAGCCAAGCACAUUUAUCGGGCGAACGGCCGCACCAAAGAGUUUCACAAGAAACUCACUUCUGUCAGAGGAGACCACAUCAUCUCCGGCAUGUGUGACGUGUGGCAGGGGAGAGUACUUCCUGUGCCAAAGCUGAAGCCAACCAUCCUGGGCUGUGACAUCAUCCACGUUGACUAUUUUCUAAGGAUCUACUUGCAUAUCCCAGGAAGUGAGAAGCUCAUCCUAGAUCUUCCUCUGGUCAUCGGGACGAUCCCCUACAGCGGCAUGAACAGUCGCACCAGUAGCAUGAGCAGCCAGGACAGCAGUAAUACCUCCAGCACCUGCGUGUCCCUCCCGUCCUGUCCACCCAGCUAUAGCGAAAUCUCCCAGGACAAUCGCAUGGAUAGUUCCUUCAUUCCCCUCCUGAAUGAUUAUGAUGAGGAUGACAGUCCUAUAUUCAUGCGCAGUAGCGAGUAUCAUCUCCCCCCAUCUCCCCCGGCAUACACUGAGCAAAACUAAGACUGCAUUGGACGAGGAGUUCUCCUUCACUUGCUGUCACCAAAUUCUAAACUCCAACAGAAGAUCAAAUGCAGGAAGAUCUCAGAAUGAAGCUGCUAAUGGCCCAUGCAUGCUUUACUCCAGAGUUGCGGACUAUGAAAUGCUGCGUCAUGCCAAGAACUGGUCGACUGCAAGUAGAUAAAGUCAUCUGAAGCUGGACUGUGUUGCUGAUGUAAGAAUUCAUCUCUUGAAAAUGACCAUUGACGUCUUCAUGUUUAAUUCUGGACAAUCCUCAGCAUCUGAGAGAGUUUUUAUGUUUAUAAUUUUGCCAUAUUGGUAUAAUAUUCUGUCUGCACUUAUUCCAAAUUGGAAAGCGUUUGUGGUAGAAAAGCCUUCAGAUUAGGGACAAUAUUUUUGUGAUGCAUAAAAUGUGAUGCAGUUUUGUGUGACAACGGUUGUAUAUCAUAUUGAGUUAUUUGUUGAGCUGCUGGUUUGCUGUUAGUCUAAUCUUUCCUAGCAGCAUGUGUAUUUCUAAUUUAAUAUAGAAAUUAAAUUAUGCAUUUAUAUGAUUAUAUAGAAUAGGCCUAUAUAGUUUAUAGUAUAUCAGUAUAUCAGUUUUAAAUAGUUUAUAUCUGAGUAUUAGUGUCAAAUUAUACCACUUUGAAAUCUGAAAUUAUGUGCUUUUUGUACUUUUGAUUUUUUUUUUAUUUGAACUUAUCAGUUCUACAGAUAACAACAGAAUACAAUAAAAAUUUUAAAUGAUCAAACACAAUCACGUGUC